GUUUGUGUUUACUCUCAACAUUUUGUAAUUUGGGAGAACAAUAAUUUCCUUUUAGUUUUGAAAUCUAAUACUUAAAAUUUUAAACUACAUAAAAUGCUUAAACUUUUUAAAUUUUCUCGAUAUUCUAUAAAAUGUCCAAACCGAUUUUAUUCGAAAGAGAUUCCAAAAAACGUAUUAGAAACAAAUCAAAGCUCUCAACAUCAGGAAAAUGGAGCAAUUUAUGAUAAAAAACCAUUUAAAUUAAAUUUGACAGAAGGAAAAAUGUAUGCAUGGUGCUUAUGUGGAAAAUCUAAAAAUCAACCACUUUGUGAUGGAACCCACAAAAAUGAAUUUCUAAAAAUUAAACAUAGACCCAUACGUUUCCAAGUUGAAAAAACCGGUGAAUAUUGGUUAUGCAACUGCAAGCAAACUAAACAUCGUCCAUUCUGCGAUGGCACUCAUAAACAACCAGAAAUUCAAGCAGCUAUUAAAUAAGUAGACAAUUCGCUGAAAUAAAUCUUUAAAUUUUGUUUCGAAAAAAACUUGUAUACAUAUGAAUAUUUAAAAUACUUUUAAUAUUCUUGAUACACAUAAGUAAUGUGCCUAUGCACUAAAUAAUUUGGAUGAUUUAAAUUUCAAAAUUUUGUCUUGAAAAACAAUCAUUCUUUAAUAUUUUUGAAGUAGCUAUGUAUGAACAUAAAUGUACAUUAAACGUGUACAAUAAUACAAACAUAA
This is a messenger RNA of Condylostylus longicornis, 714 nucleotides long. Its product is annotated as CDGSH iron-sulfur domain-containing protein 3, mitochondrial. The record is from RefSeq and is a predicted model, not a curated record. Gene Ontology annotation, molecular function: 2 iron, 2 sulfur cluster binding. Lineage: Eukaryota; Metazoa; Arthropoda; Insecta; Diptera; Dolichopodidae. Bases 94 to 474 code for a protein of 126 amino acids. Gene Ontology annotation, cellular component: intracellular membrane-bounded organelle. The transcript has 4 exons.